AUGGAAACAGCCAUGGGUCCCCGCAUCACCACAUCGUUUCUUCUUGACAACCUUCACUGUCCAUCAUGUGUCUCUUCCAUUCAACAGGCUCUACAAGAGUCCUGCAGCCACGAUGUGAUCUGGGUGUCACCCAACGUUGUCACUUCAGUGGUCACCAUUGAACACAGACACACUGAGACCCCCGACAUCACCAUUCGUUGCAUGGCCAAGGCUCUACAAGAUGCUGGCUUCGAAAUCAGCGGUGUCACGACAACGGCUGCUACCGGCACUGAUUUGGAUGCCGUGGCCUUGAGACAUGGCGCCCCCGAUGUUGUUAACGACUCUUUGGCGCCCAAGUGGUUGUCCAGUGAAUCACCUGCUCAGCGUGAGGCUCACCUUUUGAACUGCAAACAGUGCCGGGAGUCCAAAAACCCCAGUCCCAAUGGAUCCUGUUGUUCCACAAUACGUGAACCCAUGUCAAACGGCAUCGGCAGUAGCAGCGGCAACCGUCUGCGCAAAGAGACGGGAACGGGAAUGACACCAGAAAGCUCCAAGUGGAGGGCAACCCUAUCCAUCGGAGGAAUGACCUGUGCCUCUUGUGUCAACGCAAUCACCGAGGAGUUGAACAAGAAGGACUGGAUCGAGCACGCAACGGUCAACUUGGUCACCAACAGCGCGACUGUUGACUUUGCCGACAAGGCUAACGCAGAGAAGAUUGCGGAAGCCAUCGAAGAUAUGGGCUACGACGCCAACCUCGACAAUAUCACGGAUGUCGGAAAUGAAGAGACAGAAGGUACCGACCCCGGCUUGUGGAGGGCCGCUUUAGCUAUUGGAGGCAUGACAUGCGCCUCAUGCGCCAACGCCAUCACCGAACAACUGACAAAGAAGGACUGGAUUUCCAAUGUGGUCGUGAAUUUGGUAACAAAUAGCGCUACCGUUGACUUCACAACUGAGGGCAAACAAGACAAGAUCGUCGAGGCAAUCGAGGAAAUGGGCUACGACGCAACCUUGGACAGCGUUGUGAGCGUCAAGUCUGAGGAAAAGGGUGCCCAGCAGCGGACGGUUCAAAUCUCGAUUCGGGGCCUUUACUGUAAACACUGUCCUGGUCGAGUCUCACAUUCCCUUGGAUCUUUUCAGGGUGUGAAGGUUGUUUCAGAACCUAGUCCCGAGAAGCCCAUCGUCACUGUCAAAUACAUACCCGAUGCGCCUUCCUUGACAAUUCGGCAUAUCCUGUCAGCUAUUGAAGCGGCUGAUCCUGCGUUUGAGGCGUCGAUAUACCACCCACCCAGCCUUGAAGAGCGUUCCAAGAUCAUCACCCAAAAGCAUCAGAAACAACUUCUAAGAAGAAUUUACUUGACGCUCUUGGUUACCAUCCCAACUUUCGUUAUUGGUAUUGUCUAUAUGAGCCUGAUUCCCGACACGAACCAUGGAAAGCACUACCUGAUGGACCCCUGGGUCUCAGGUAUCAAUCGAGCACAAAUCGCCCUCUUCGUUCUUGCAACACCAGUUUACUUCUUUGGCGCCGACGUUUUCCACACCAGAGCGAUGAAGGAGAUCCGAAACUUGUGGCGCCCGGGCAGUAAGACACCUAUACUCCGACGCUUCUACAAGUUCGGAAGCAUGAAUAUGCUCAUGUCACUUGGCACAACCAUCGCCUACGUCUCAUCCAUUGGGCAAAUGAUUUCUGCUGCCAUAAGCAAGCCGGCAGUGAUUGACGACACUCACUUUUACUUUGACUCGGUUGUGUUUUUGACACUGUUCCUGCUCCUCGGCCGCCUUAUUGAGUCAUACAGCAAGUCCAAAACCGGAGACGCGGUUGAGAUGUUGGGUAAAUUACGGCCUACGACUGCCAUACUUGUCAACAAGGACGCUAUUGGAAAGACUACGGAUUCAGUCGUCGGAGUUGAUAUGCUUGAUUAUGGCGACAUUAUCCGGGUACCACAUGGUGCUUCUCCUGCCGCCGAUGGUGUUGUCGUGCAGGGCGAGAGUAGCUUCGACGAGUCCAGCUUGACCGGUGAAUCUCGUCUUAUCAAGAAGGUUCCUGGUGACGAGGUUCAUGCAGGAACUGUCAAUAAAGAUUCCGCCAUCCAGGUACGCAUCACAGGUGCUGCAGGCGCUUCAAUGCUUGAUCGAAUUGUUUCCAUCGUCAGAGAAGGCCAAACUAAAAGGGCACCGAUGGAACGCAUUGCGGACAUGCUGACAGCUUAUUUCGUCCCCAUCAUCACUCUUAUUGCGGUAUUGACAUGGCUUACCUGGAUGACUCUUGGCUAUGCCGGUGUAAUUCCUGGACGUUAUCUCGAUUCGGGAAGCGGCUGGGCUACCUUUGCUUUGCAGUUCGCCAUUUCUGUCUUCGUUGUUGCUUGUCCUUGCGGUCUGGCUUUGGCAGCGCCGACCGCCAUAUUUGUUGGUGGCGGCCUUGCGGCCAAGCACGGCAUCUUGGCGAAAGGAGGUGGAGAGGCGUUUGAAAAAGCAAGCAACGUCGAUGUAGUCGUUUUCGACAAAACCGGCACGUUGACUGUUGGCGGCGAACCAAAGGUAACCGAUGCCAAGCUAUUCCUUCAAACGGCAGAUGCGAACACGCAAAGCAGCAUGGUGUGGGCCACCUUGCGGGCAAUUGAAGAGAACAGCAGCCACCCGGUAGCCAAGGCAAUUGUAGCAUAUUGCACAGCACAGACUGAGGUCUGGGUUCAGGUGGACAACGCUCAGGAGCUACCUGGCAAAGGCAUGAAAGCAACAAACCGUGGCGAAAAACCGGAGGAUUCAUUUGAUAUGAUUGUUGGAAACGAGUCACUCAUGCGUGAUUAUCAAGUUCAGUUCGCCGAGGAGGUGUCUUCUCAACUCCAAAUAUGGAAAACCGAGGCCAAGUCGGUCGCUCUUGUAGCCACCAGGCAAACGACGGCUGAUUCUGAUGCACCGUGGACACUUACGGCGGCACUCUCCAUUUCUGAUCCCAUUCGACCAGAAGCAGUUCCCAUCAUCAAAGCCCUUCGGGAGCGUGGAACUCGUGUCUGGAUGCUCUCGGGCGACAACGUUGUCACUGCCAAGGCAGUGGCAUCGCGUGUUGGUAUCAACCCCGACAAUGUCCUAGCCGAGGUACUCCCUUGGGAGAAGGCAGAAAAGAUUACAUAUCUCCAAACCGUGCUGAAGGCGCGUGUCGGUAAGUUGAGGGAGCAUUCGACAAGACGGGCCAUGGUUGCCAUGGUCGGAGAUGGCAUCAACGACUCUCCUGCCUUAACCAAGGCAGACGUCGGAAUCGCUAUUGGCAGCGGUAGCGACGUCGCAAUCUCGAGUGCCGAUUUCGUGCUCGUGACGAGCGACCUCCGUGCCGUUGUGACCCUCCUGGACCUGAGCAAGACAGUAUUCCGCCGGAUCAAGGUAAACUUUGGCUGGGCUGUUGUCUAUAAUCUUCUCGCUAUUCCUAUCGCCGCGGGUUGUCUGUAUCCUAUUACUACAGCAGCAGGGGAACAUAUUCGUCUCGAUCCGGUUUGGGCCAGUUUGGCAAUGGCCCUGAGCAGCAUCAGUGUUGUUUUGAGCUCUCUUGCACUACGCACGAAAGUACCAGGACUUGGUUUCCGUCCUCGUGGACUCCGACAUCCUUGA
This is a messenger RNA of Colletotrichum truncatum, 3579 nucleotides long. Its product is annotated as copper resistance-associated p-type atpase. Gene Ontology annotation, molecular function: ATP hydrolysis activity; copper ion binding; ATP binding. The record is from RefSeq and is a predicted model, not a curated record. Gene Ontology annotation, biological process: monoatomic cation transport; copper ion homeostasis. Lineage: Eukaryota; Fungi; Ascomycota; Sordariomycetes; Glomerellales; Glomerellaceae. Gene Ontology annotation, cellular component: membrane.